AUGGAGGAGCAUGCGGGUUGGCAAGGAGGAUGCUUGAAUGAAUCAAAGAAACUAUGGAAGAUUGCAGGGCCUUCCAAAUUAGCAUCUGUCUCUGAAUUCUUCAUUUCGUUUAUCACAACUGCCUUUGUUGAUCACUUGGGAGAGCUUGAAUUCGCUGCUGUUUUUGUUUCCCAGAAUGCCAUGAAACUUGACGUUUUGAGAAAGCACACAACUCAGCCAGAUAUUUUUCAUGUUGGGGAUGGGGAGGGCUUUGAAACACUUUCUGGGCAGGCUGUUGGUCCUGGACGUUUUGAGAUGCUUGGAAUAUAUUUACAGGGAUCAUUUCCGUUGUUGCAGCUCAUUCGACAAGAUAAGCAAAUUUCUGAGCUUGCAGGACAGUAUUCCUUGUGGGUAAUUCCUCAGUUGUUUGCUUAUGGAGUUAACUUUCCUAUACAAAAAUUCUGCAAUCUCAGAGCAGGCAUUUUUGGAGCUGCCAUGGCUGGGAAUAUCUCCUGGUGGCUUAUGGUUUCUGCCGUCAGCUAUUAUGUAGUAUCCGGGUGUUUUCCUUCUGCUUGGAGUGGCUUUUCCCUUGUGGCUCUCAGGUCAUUGUGCAGCUUUGUGAAACUCUCACUUGCAUUAGCUGUGAUCGUCAGAGAGUUGAAUGAACUUGGAGCCGGUCAUCCAAAAGCAACGAAAUUCGACAUGGUCAUGGCAAUCAUAAAAUCGACUACAAUGGGAAGUUUAUUCAGUGCAGCAAUUGUGGCAACCAAGAACCAAUUUCCGAAAAUGUUCAUUGAUAAGGCUUCGAAAGCUGAAGCCAGCAUGAAAACAUAG
Messenger RNA from Mangifera indica (mango), 813 nucleotides. Its product is annotated as protein DETOXIFICATION 33-like. The record is from RefSeq and is a predicted model, not a curated record. Gene Ontology annotation, molecular function: transmembrane transporter activity. Lineage: Eukaryota; Viridiplantae; Streptophyta; Magnoliopsida; Sapindales; Anacardiaceae. Gene Ontology annotation, cellular component: membrane. The coding region runs from base 1 to 813 and encodes 270 amino acids. The transcript has 6 exons.